Molecule: messenger RNA, 240 nt
Organism: Fusarium venenatum
Lineage: Eukaryota; Fungi; Ascomycota; Sordariomycetes; Hypocreales; Nectriaceae
Source: RefSeq, a predicted model, not a curated record
AUGUGUCGAGGCGAGAACGUCCAGUGCAAAGGGUGCUCACGACUGAGCACUCGCAUCGUCCAACUCUGCAUCCGCGGCGAGUUGAUGGUGAACUGUCCCGAAAUCAUCAUCGAGGGUGUCAGCCUGGAAAAGGAACAAUGCCGUCUGUGUAGAUACGGAAAUACGAAAGGAAAUCUUGGAGGGCUUUUAAAGAUCAACCCAUGCCAGGGUCAGGGCCAGUUCGUCGGCCUCAAGGCCUGA